Molecule: messenger RNA, 3025 nt
Organism: Larimichthys crocea (large yellow croaker)
Lineage: Eukaryota; Metazoa; Chordata; Actinopteri; Sciaenidae
Gene: gprc5c
Product: G protein-coupled receptor, class C, group 5, member C
Exons: 5
Coding region: 308-1561 (417 amino acids)
Biological process (GO): G protein-coupled receptor signaling pathway
Cellular component (GO): plasma membrane; intracellular membrane-bounded organelle; extracellular exosome
Molecular function (GO): G protein-coupled receptor activity; protein kinase activator activity
Source: RefSeq, a predicted model, not a curated record
GAGAGAGAGAGAGGGAGCAUCAGUCGCAGUCGGGUCGUGUCUCAAACUUUCGUUUCUACAGUAAAUCUGCGGUGAGCUGGUCUGAGAUCAGUCUGAGGAGUUUCUGUCAGAUCUGGACGUAGAGUAGAAACUUUUUUUAUUUUUUAUUUUCGUGACUUCUCUUUUUUUUCACUUUCGGAGGAUUUUCACCGACAAUCUGCCGUUUGUUUGUUUGUUUGUUGAAGCAGGUGAAGAAGAGUCUACAGACAGCAUCCAGAUCAGAAUCCCGGAGAAACUCAUCCAAACUGAACUCUCUCUCUCAGUAGCCAUGGCUACCAACUUCACCCCUCGGGGUUGCGGCCCUAACGUGGACUCGCUCUAUUACAAUCUGUGUGACAUGAAUGCCGUGUGGGGCAUUGUGCUGGAGGCCUUCGCAGCAGCUGGAAUCGUCUUCUCCAUUGUGCUUUUCAUCUCACUGCUGGCCAGCUUGCCCUUCAUGCGGAGCAAGAACCGCAAGAGUGCCGUGGCGGUCAACACCUUCUUCCUGAUCUUCACAGCCGGCCUCUUUUGCCUGACCUUUGCCUUCAUCGUUGGAAAGGACUUCUCCACUUGUGCUUCGCGGAGGUUCCUCUUCGGGGUGUUCUUUGGUGGCUGCUUCGCUUGCCUUCUGAUGCAGUGCGUGAGGCUGAACAUCCUUGCCAGGCAGAACAGCAGUCCCCAGGCUUGGGUCAUAUGUCUGGGGGCACUUGGACUAUGGCUGGUGGAGGUGGUCAUCAACACAGAGUGGCUGAUCAUCACAGUGGCACGCUACCCACUCGGGCCACUUAGUAACACAACUGCAACUGGCAGAGCCACGGCUGUACCCUGCAACAUCGCCAAUAAGGACUUCGUCAUGGCGCUGAUCUAUGUGAUGACCUUGAUCCUGGCCGUGUUUGUGGCAAGUCUGGCUAUCAUGGCGGGCAAAUACAACGAGUGGAAGAAGGACGGCGCCUGUGUCCUCGUAACCAGCUUUCUCUCUGUGUGUAUUUGGGUGGCGUGGAUCGUCAUGUACGUCUACGGGAAUCCGAGGACCGGAGGUCCCACGUGGGAUGACCCCACCCUGGCCAUUGCCUUGGUGGCGAAUGCGUGGGCAUUCGUCAUCCUCUACAUCAUUCCCCAAACCUGCUGUUUGACCGGUGACGAAGAAAGCCAGGAAGUCUUCGGGGAAGAACUGUACCCGAACCGAGGAGUCGGCUACGAGACGAUCCUGAAGGAGCACACCACCCAGAACAUGUUCAUGGAAAAUAAGGCUUUCUCUAUGGACGAGGCAAACCAAGCAUCCAAACCGGUGUCUCCGUACAGCGGCUACACCGGGCAGCUGCGUAGUUCAGUCUACCAGCCCACCGAGCUGGCUCUCAUCACCAAAGCUGUGGGAAACCCCCAUCUGGACGCCUGUGACAUGGUCAUUCCCAGAGCGUCCGCCAACUCUGCAGCCAGCAGCGAGAGCAGCACCCCGUCGACACACCCGCGGAUCGGGAACACUCCUUACACACAGACAAACGGAAAUAGCGGGAACGGUCUGCACAGGACGUCCCAGUGGUGAACACAACCCUCAGUCACUAUAACUUCAGUUCAUGUCUUUUCAUUUGCACUUGCUGACUGUUUGCUGUUGUCUGCGGUUCCUGAAGCUGGUUCUAAGAGGAACCUUCAGCUGUGACAGCUGAUGGAAAACAGCUAAACCUUCUUUUGAUUGAUUCCCCACGUGCCGCCGGGUUUCAGACAGCAUAGAGCUUCAUUUGGAAGUCAAAGCGAGGGGAUGAAGCCGCGGCUUUGCUGCAGAACAAAGACUUUUUGGGUUGCCAUUCACUGAGCGUGGACUGUGGACCCAAACGAUGAAGAGCGACGCUGCUGACACGGAAAAACUAAACGAAACAAAACAUCUUUGGCCUAGUAUGGAACCCAUCCCCACACAAACCAUAAACAAACCUUAAUGGAACAUGACUCAGUUUGGUAUGAAGGCGAGUUUAAUUAUAGUAAUUAUAGACAAUAUAUAUUUUUGUGCCUGGAUUGUGAAUAUUGUUAAUAACCACGAGCUACUGGUGAUGAAUUCAUGUAAAUAUGUUGUUAAUGUGUCAACCAAUCUGCACUGCAUGGAAGUAUGACUGUGUAUAUUUAAUACUAUUAGCACUCCUGUGUGCUAUUUAAUUAUUUUAUCUAAUUACGCAUCAAACAAUCAUGAAUCAUUAUCAUAGAGGCGACACACGCCUGUGAUUAUCUCCUUUCACUGCUUCAUGGAUUUCUGCUGAAAGGUUUCUUUCAUCGUUCUUUCUGAAACAAAAACAGGACGCGAGGCGACUUCUCUCUGAAUAACAGCAAAGCCUCAUGGGAGUUGUAGUUGUUGAAUGUUAACAAAAUAAUCAAAUGCUGUGUUUAUAAUGUGUUGUCUGAAUGUAUAGUGACAUUGAUCUAUGGCUCUCAAAUGAUCCUGCACUGCAUCAUAAAUAAUAAAUCUAUAGGAACCUGAAUGUGGCUGCAUCUAACUGUAGAUUGAUCUGAUUCAUCAGGUCUGUAAACUCUCAGAGUUUUCAAAGCUCGCUUGUUCUGUCAGUCCAAAUCUUCCAUCCAUGAAGGCACAGGAGGAAACUCUGUUCAGUCAGUCACAUGACACAUAGAGACAGACACAUUCACACCUAUGGGCAGUUUAAGAUAACCUGCAUGUCUUUGGACUGUGGGAGGAAACUCAGAACCUUCUUGCCGUGAGGCGACAGUGCCGACACCGCAGUCCAAACCAAAGAUAAGAAUGUUUGGCAGUAUUUCUUGAUUAACCUUCAACUCUAAAUCUGAGUAACAUCUGAACACGUGAACAAUCUUUAUAACCUUUGACAAAACGUUUCAACUUUUCGAAAGACAAAUGAACGAAACCCUUCAAGAGAAGAUAUGUUGUCUGUCUCUCACACAGACUUCAGCUGUUCAUCAUUAUUUUAAUGUAUUGACAUGUGGAUUUCUCAGAUCACAGUGGAAUGUGUGAUUUGUCUUAACAGCAAAUAAAUAUUCACUUGCGACGUGA